Messenger RNA from Naegleria fowleri, 1326 nucleotides. RefSeq lists its product as uncharacterized. The record is from RefSeq and is a predicted model, not a curated record. Lineage: Eukaryota; Heterolobosea; Eutetramitea; Acrasida; Naegleriidae. Bases 1 to 1326 code for a protein of 441 amino acids. The transcript is spliced from 3 exons.
AUGUCAUCCAAAAACUCUUUCAUGAAUUUAAUUGAGAAAUACUUUAAAGGAGGAGAAUUGGUGAAUGAGGAAUCAACAAAUCUCAUACAUGCUCAGUGCCAUUCCAUUCAAGAAGAGGAUUCAGAACCUCUGAAGAAACCAAGUCAAGAGGUGGAUUUGGCAAGUGACAGCCAUCAUUCCUUUCAAGCCAUUUCCAAAGAAGUCAAUGGACAAGAACCAACGAAGCAUUCAAUAUUUGAGAAAGAGCUUUCUUUUACUGUCCUCUCUCGUCCAUUUACAAUUCGUCUGGCUCUUCUCAUUACUCUCAUUUCUACUUUCAUUAUGGUCGUUGCGAGAAGUAUUGAUUUUGUGCUCAUUGUUCGAAUUUCCACACAAAUGCAAAAUUAUUCAGUCGUUUUGAGUUCAGUCCUUUUACCAAUUUUGUUUUGCGUUCUGUUGUGGCCCAUUGUUUGGUUUAAAAUGUUUGUGACCAAGUCCAUCACAAAGGAAAUGAGAAAAUUUCCAUUGAAAAAGUUUGCAAUUUUAGGACUUCUUUCCUGCAUUUCAAAUCUCAUUCAAGUCGUUCCAAGUGAUGGAGAUUUAAACGUCGCUCUCAACCAAUCCAUCAUCAUCAACAAUGUCAUUCUCUCCUUCCUUUUCCUUUCCGUUCGUUACAACAUUUUACAUAUCGGUGGAAUUACACUCGUUGCGAUUGGCAUUGGACUCGAUCUCUUACCCAUCUUUCUUCAUUCCUCAUCCAUGGGAGGACCUACAAAAACGAAUCGUCACAACUCCUUUGGGCUCUUCUCGUCGUUUUAUCAACUCUUGUGGGAGCUGCUUCGAAUGUCUAAACUGAGAAAGAGGUCGAUAUGGAUGUUUGCUCCUUAUUCGGCUUUUAAUAUUUCACAAUUUGGUGAAUAUUUGGCAAAUGGAUUUCAGUGUUUUGCUGGAAUUAAUUCGAUGAAAGGAGAUUUAUGUGAAUACGUUUGGGCGGUCAUUUUGGUGUUUAUGUGUUUCAAUUUAGCUUUUAAUAUUUCCAAGUUAUUUGUUUUUAAAUAUGGAUCAAGUACUUUGGCAGUGAUUUCAGCAGCACUUCGAUUGGUUCUGUCAAGUGUUGGAUUUAUGAUUCCAGUAUUGGCAGGUCCUGCCACUUCAUCACACUUGACAGUUCUGGAUUUGGAGGCGUUGGUCAUUUUGGUAUUGGGUGUCAUUAUGUACAGUGCCACAGAAGAAAAGAGAUUGAAAGUGGAUCCCAUUCAUGAAUGGUUGAAAAAGUAUUUAUCUGAAACUGUAAGAAAGAAAUGGGAAGAGUUGAAGGAACUUGUGAAACAAUUGGUUCGUAGAUGA